Messenger RNA from Lottia gigantea (owl limpet), 1773 nucleotides. RefSeq lists its product as hypothetical. NCBI's taxonomy places the organism in Eukaryota, Metazoa, Mollusca, Gastropoda, Lottiidae. Gene Ontology annotation, molecular function: selenide, water dikinase activity; ATP binding. The transcript is spliced from 8 exons. The record is from RefSeq and is a predicted model, not a curated record. The coding region runs from base 1 to 1026 and encodes 341 amino acids. Gene Ontology annotation, cellular component: cytoplasm. Gene Ontology annotation, biological process: L-selenocysteine biosynthetic process.
AUGGGAAUGAGACGACCGUUCGAUCCUGUUGCUCACGAGUUGGAUCCAAAUUUCCGACUUACGAAAUUUAGUAUUGGUAUGGAUUGUUCGGUGACACCAUUAAGACAUGGAGGUUUGUCUUUGGUCCAAACAACAGAUUUCUUCUACCCGCUGGUAGAUGAUCCUUACAUGAUGGGAAAGAUAACUUGUGCUAAUGUUCUGAGUGAUCUGUAUGCUAUGGGAGUGACAGAUUGUGAUAAUAUGCUGAUGUUACUGGGAGUCAGUAACAAGUUAUCAGUUAAAGAAAGAGAUGUCAUUGUUCCUAUGCUGAUGAGAGGAUUCAAGGAUUGUGCUGCAGAAGGUGGAUCCAGUGUUACAGGAGGUCAAACUGUACUGAACCCAUGGAUGACAAUAGGAGGUGUGGCUACAACUGUCUGUCAACCUAAUGAAUUCAUCAUGCCUGAUAAUGCAGUUAUGGGAGAUGUAUUAGUGCUGACUAAACCACUGGGUACCCAGGUAGCAGUGAAUGCCUAUACAUGGCUAGAUCAACCAGAGAGAUGGAAUCGUAUUAAACUGGUAGUAAGUGAAGAUGAUGUGAGGAAGGCGUAUCAGAGAGCUAUGUUUAGUAUGGCUAGAUUAAAUAGAACAGCCUCCCGAUUAAUGCAUAAAUAUAAUGGUCAUGGUGCAACUGAUGUAACAGGAUUUGGUUUAUUGGGUCAUGCUAACAAUUUGGCCAAAAUCCAGAAAAAUGAAGUAGGAUUUGUGAUUCACAAUUUACCAGUUAUAGCUAAAAUGGCGUCCAUCAGUAAGGCAUGUGGUAAUAUGUUUGGUUUAUUACAAGGACAAUCUGCUGAAACUUCAGGUGGUUUGUUGAUCUGCUUGCCGAGAGAACAAGCUGCUGCAUUUUGUAAGGAUAUUGAGAAACAGGAGGGCUAUCAGUCAUGGAUUAUUGGUAUUGUGGAGAAAGGCAAUAGAACGGCUAGAAUCAUUGAUAAACCUAGAGUUAUUGAAGUACCAGCUAAAGACAGAGAUGGCGAAUUAUGGUAGUGCUAAAUAUAUCAUCCAAUCAUAAUCCCUUGAACUUCUUAAUCAACCAAUCAUCUAUCUGUUAUACCAAUUGUAUUCACCAAUCAAAAUCCAGCCAAUGAAUUUGAAUGUGAAAACCUAAGCAAAAGUUGAAAUAGCAAAACUUAAAAGAUAUUUAUGUUCUUGCUUAUAAAUUUUAAUUUUUUUUUGAAUAUGGAAUUUUGAUAUUUUUUAGCUAUUGAAUUAUUCAAAACCAUAAGAUUUUUUGCAUUUAUUGUCCUGUCACAGUGUUACGUUAUUUUUUUUAUGUUUUUUCAUAUAUUUUUUUAAUUAUUUUAAUUGUCUGUGAAGUUACAAGAAAUCAUUCCUCUUAUUAUCAUUAAAUGUAGCAUUCGUGGAGAAAUAUUUUCAAUGUAAGUCAACUAUUGGAUUAUUUUUCAUAAGAAAGACUAUAUCAUUGAAUUAAAUAGAUAUAAAAAAAAAUCAAUCGAAAAAUAAUUAAAUACGAUUCAUUUUGGCAAUAUUUGGUUUGAGCAAGACCCUGAGCAAGUCUUUGUGUUCACCCUUCUAGGGCCUCUCAAGAAUUUUUAGUUGCUCUCUUGGAAUUUCUUUCUAUGAAGUUUUUCCAUAAAAGACGCAAGUUGGGAGGAAAAGUGGAUCUUGAAGAAUAUUUAAAGAGGCAACUGAAAAUUCUGACUAGUUUCAAUCAUUUCAUUUAUUUUUCAUUAAUCAAUCGUGUCAAAUUUAGAAUAAAUUUUCAAAAUCUGA